This is a messenger RNA of Rubroshorea leprosula, 655 nucleotides long. The record is from the annotation of a GenBank genome assembly. Lineage: Eukaryota; Viridiplantae; Streptophyta; Magnoliopsida; Malvales; Dipterocarpaceae.
UUAAUUGCACUGAUUGGAAGGAAGUAAGAGGAAUAAAUGUAGGACAAUUCUUACAUUUGAAUCUUUGUUCAGUUUCUGACAUCUAUAAUGGUCCAAAUGGAAGGAAAGGACCAUAUUGUAAUUGACUUAAAUCAGUUUGGGAACGGACUGGCAAGAAAAAAGGCAAUAAACAUCCAUGAGGUUCCCACUGAUCUUUCCUGGCUUUUCUCAAAACCAUUAUCAUUUACACUCAGUGAUGAAAAAGGGUUGUUAAUCAAAAGCACAGCUUUAAUGACAAAUUAUAAAUCAAGAUGGGAAUCAAAUACUGGAAAAAGGCAUGUUUAACUCUAUAUCAUUUAUAUUCAGCAGCACAUCCAAUGCCAUUCAUGCACAUGGUUCCAAAAUAUAUUUUGUGUGUGCAUGUGUAUUUAAGCGGAAAGCACUUUAGUUACCACAUAAAGCUCACCAAGUAUUUGCUUUUCUCUUAUCUUAUAUGUAAGAGGAUACAGCUUGAGCAGCAAGAAGUGAAGCAUCCAGCAUAUGUUUGGAAAGUGACCAUAUGGAUUUCUACAAAUUGGACAAUGUGACUCUGAUCGACUACUCAUGGAUUUGUGGACACACCAGAAACAGGAAAUGUGACCACAAUCUGCAAAAGAAAUGAAAAAAAUAAUAAUAA